AUGGUCUUGCAAUCAGCCAUGGGCUUCGAUCCUCAAAAUCUCAACUGGAAAGUGCGGGUACAGCAGGCCAAAGAGUCGGGGGAAAUCAAGCUGGAUCCCUCCAUCAUAAAGGACCACCUGGGUUCCAGCAUGUACACGGAUCACAUUCAGUUCGUGAAGGGACUUCAUCAGCUGACGCGCAGUGAUCGGACAGUAAUGACCUUAAUGUUCGUCAUCGAGUUUUUCUCGCCGGAUCGGGCAAACCUGGAGAACACGGACUCCGUGAAACAGACGCAUGACAAAUUCAAGCGUUGGCUGCAGCAGUACUUGGAAUCCACGAUGCCCGUAGUGGAAGCCGAGAGGCUGUAUCCGGAGCUACUCAAGAAGUUUCUAGAGGUGAAAAGUAUUGGGGAGGCCAGUGCCAAACUCGCGUCUAAUCUCGACAUCUCCAAACUGAAACCACUGCUUAUCGAGGUGUUCAAUCUGAAAAAGUGA
Messenger RNA from Dreissena polymorpha, 474 nucleotides. RefSeq lists its product as uncharacterized. Bases 1 to 474 code for a protein of 157 amino acids. The transcript has a single exon. Gene Ontology annotation, biological process: negative regulation of transcription by RNA polymerase II; cell differentiation; positive regulation of transcription by RNA polymerase II. NCBI's taxonomy places the organism in Eukaryota, Metazoa, Mollusca, Bivalvia, Myida, Dreissenidae. The record is from RefSeq and is a predicted model, not a curated record. Gene Ontology annotation, molecular function: nuclear receptor activity; RNA polymerase II cis-regulatory region sequence-specific DNA binding.